AGUGCGGAGGCACAGGCAGAGCCCGGCCUUAGGCUCAGCAUGUGGUGCCCAGGGUGCACCAGCCCGGCUGCCCUAGUGACCUUUUGCGCCGGGCUUUGGAUCUCGAACCCGGUGCUGGUGCAGGGCCUGGAGGCCGGUGUGCGGCCGGGGCCUGAUUGUGAAGUAUGUAAAGAAUUCUUAAACCGAUUCUACAACUCCUUGCUAACCAGAGGAAUAGACUUUUCUGUGGACACCAUAGAGAAAGAGUUGAUCACCUUUUGCUUGGAUGCCAAAGGAAAAGAAAACCGCCUGUGCUAUUAUCUAGGAGCCACCAAAGACGCAGCCACCAAGAUCCUCAGUGAAGUCACACGUCCCAUGAGUGUGCACAUGCCCGUAGUGAAGAUCUGUGAGAGGCUGAAGAAGAUGGACAGCCAGAUUUGUGAGCUGAAGUACGAGAAGAAACUGGACUUGGCAUCGGUGGACCUAUGGAAGAUGAGAGUUGCAGAACUGAAGCAGAUCCUGCACAGCUGGGGGGAGGAGUGCAAGGCCUGCGCAGAAAAAAAUGACUACGUGACCCUCAUCAAAGAGCUGGCCCCCAAAUAUGUAGAGCCCCACCCCCAAACAGAGCUCUGACCUCAGCUAUCAGUGUACAUGGACAGUAGUUAGAGUUAGUCUAAGACAUGGAUGUGUUGGUUAAGGCUAACCAGGGACCACCCUGGUGGCUGCCCGUCUUGCUGUUUUUCUGCUUGGGCUUGUGAUUAACCUGUGCUUCCUGCUGGCACCCACGUUUGCAGAGUACAGAGACCUCUGCGGGCAUUCCUCAGCCUCCUUUGGAAGGUGCAGUGACUCCCUUUGCAUCACUGUGACAAUAAUGCCUGUCAGAAAGGAGUCAGGGGAGGGGAAGAUUUACCUUGGCUCAUGGUAUCGGUCCAUCAUGUCAGAGGAGCAGCUCAGAGCAUGGGGACAAGAACUCAUCAGAGGCUGUUGUUGUUAUGGUGGACCGAGAAGCAGAAAGUCAUGUUCAAAUCAUGAUAAGGCUGUCAUCUUCCAGGGUCUAGCCCUACUGAUCUCCUUCUGCCAGCUAGACUUUACCUCACAGCAUCCCCCAUCACCUCUAACUGGGGGACACACAUUAAAAAGGAACUGA
This is a messenger RNA of Chionomys nivalis (European snow vole), 1126 nucleotides long. RefSeq names its product cerebral dopamine neurotrophic factor (gene Cdnf). Gene Ontology annotation, cellular component: endoplasmic reticulum. The coding region runs from base 40 to 612 and encodes 190 amino acids. Gene Ontology annotation, biological process: neuron projection development; dopaminergic neuron differentiation. NCBI's taxonomy places the organism in Eukaryota, Metazoa, Chordata, Mammalia, Rodentia, Cricetidae. The record is from RefSeq and is a predicted model, not a curated record. The transcript has 4 exons.